This is a messenger RNA of Prorocentrum cordatum, 1124 nucleotides long. The record is from the annotation of a GenBank genome assembly. NCBI's taxonomy places the organism in Eukaryota, Dinophyceae, Prorocentrales, Prorocentraceae.
UUCUCAACGCCAGGCUCGAGUUGGCCAGCCUAGAGUGCUCAUUUGCAGCUUCUCGCCCUUCUUAUCCGGAGCGGCUGCUCCCAGACAUGGCCGACGAAUUACAGGCAAACAGCGGCAAGCCAAUACAACAGCGGUGAACGGACUCUUCAUGGGAUGACCAAGUCGGGGUGGCCGGUCUUCGCUUCUGGGCGUGCGUUCGCGUGCAGUGAUUUUGCACGGGGCCGCCGUGUCACCACUUCACUACUCCUGCUCGGCACGGGCAUCACGGCUGCAAGCGCCGACAAGGCUGCGGCAACUGAACCAGGAUGUAAAACGUCGGAUGUCUGGCUGCUUCCGGCGUCUUCGCUCGGGUGUGAGACGUGUGAAACCGAGCUCGUGGAACGGAAGAGGAAGAGAGAGAACGAGAGAGGGAGCGAGAGAGAAUGCAGAAAGGGGGAGAGGGAGACAGAGGGAGAGAGCGCGUCCGUUCGGCCCAGGUCCGGUCCAGGCCCAGCCGCGCGCAUUGGGGGCGGCGUGGGCCUGCCUCACUAUAGGAGGCGGGCGCCGCAGCGGCAGCAGGGGGGGGGUGCUACCCUCUCCCCCCCUGGUGCGGUCGACAAGGACCCCGACUGGAACGCAAAGCGGGUAUGUGGGGAAUAGGCCACUCGAAGGCCCGCCUGCGCACGCGAACAGCAAAAGCGCUCUGGCUGCCGGUGCGCCUUGGCGCACGCGCGCGCCUCAGUGCCUCGGUGAGCCGCGGCGCUGCCUCGGGGCAUCCUCCGAGGAGGCCGAGUUUGACAGCUACGAUUGGGUCGGACAUGCCCUCCUGCAUGCGGGGCGCGCUCGACGGAAAGCCACGAGGCAGCUGCCGCUCCCUCCCGCAGCAGGGACCGGGAGGGAGGACGCGAGCACUGCCGUGCCGAACUGUGGGCACCAAGGCGCGCCUGAGGAGGAGGAGGAGGGAGGAGGAGGAGGAGGAGAGAGAGGGAGAGAGGGAAAAGGGGAGCGCCGCCGGGGCGUCACAGGUGGGCGUGGGUGCGCACCCCUCGUGCUCCGCCGCCACGGGCUCCGCGCCGUCGUCGAGGAAGCCCUCGCCGCCGCCGGCCGCCUCCGCCGCGGCGCCGCCGCCGCGCAGCACCGCGGGC